Molecule: messenger RNA, 267 nt
Organism: Acanthisitta chloris (rifleman)
Lineage: Eukaryota; Metazoa; Chordata; Aves; Passeriformes; Acanthisittidae
Gene: MEIG1
Product: meiosis/spermiogenesis associated 1
Exons: 2
Coding region: 1-267 (88 amino acids)
Cellular component (GO): nucleus
Source: RefSeq, a predicted model, not a curated record
AUGGCUGAAGCUGACAUCAUGCCAAAGUCUAUCCAUCAUGCCAAAAUCUGGUCAGAUGAUGUGGAGAACCUGUACAGAUUUCAGCAAGCUGGAUACAGAGAUGAGGUGGAAUAUAAGCAAGUGAAACAAGUGGAUGUGGUGGAGUGUUGGCCAGAAACUGGAUUCGUUAAGAAGCUUCAGAGAAGGGACAACACCUUCUAUUAUUACAACAAGCAAAGGGAAUGUGAAGACAAAGACGUCCAUAAAGUGAAGGUUUAUGUGUAUUAG